CUAAAAGCAAAGCGAAUUGAGUCGAAUCCAAUCAAACAAUCCACUCCCGAAGCAAUGACCAGCAGUAGCGACGCAGCGAAACUCCGGGACGAAAUAUUUAACCUGCAGGAAAAGCUGCAAAGGGCCGGGGAGAGCUCGCACGGCGAUGGCGACAGCGGGAGCGACGACGACGAUGAAUCCGACGUCGUGGUCACUUCCUUUGUCCUUGAAUCCACCCUCGUUCCGGCGCUGAAAGAUCUGCUCAAAGACCAGGACGAAUCGCUGACGUCUUCUCUGUCGGCACCCAACUCCUUUUCCGAGGAACGAAAGGACGCCAGCGAAACCAGCAACGACGCCGCCGCCGCCGACGACGAGGACAGAGCCAGAACCGAUAGGGUGGCGUACACGGAGGCGAUCCUAGAAUGCCUGGCAUCCUUUGCCGCGGCGACCUGUGCGGCACCCGCUUCGAACCGAGACGUGCCCUCGCCGGUGAGCUCGUACAAUUCCCUCUCUUUCAAACGGAACACCACCACUACCGUCAAACCAAAGUACAAGACGCCAAAGAAAGCAAAACCCAUUUCACUGUCGACUCCCAGGGAAGAUAAGCUCUUUUUCGUCACCUGCGGGGCCUUUGAGAUGGCGGUAUAUUUGCUACGUGUCGUCCUGGAGGACCACACUAAGAAAGUCUCGUCCUCCUCCUGGUCCAAGCACAAGCGGAGCGCCCUGGACACCUUUGAUUCGAUCGGAGUGGAGGACUCGGUGGCGAACGUCCAGAUAGAGUCGACUCUGCCMACCAACAAAAUACCCAUCCUCGUUAUGAACAUCGUGGCCUGUCUGACACACAACGCCUGCGAUACCCUCAAGAACGACCGGAUCCUGCCCCACCUCAAGAACAUCGUUCACCAGUCCAUGAUGAUCUUCUUGCCGUCCGCCGAGGUCCAGCGCUAUGGGUGCUGGACGCUCAAGUCCCUGUCCAAUCCGUUGCUGCAGGAGCUCAUCGCCGCCGGGUCGGUUUCCAUACUCGUCAAGGCGAUGAAGUGCCACCCAUGCGACGUCGGGGUYCAGGAACACGGGAACAACGCCCUCUACAACCUGCUGCCUCUGCUCACUGUGUGUUACAAAAACCGGAGCGACAGCCCCCGCAGCAACGGCAGCGACAGCAUGCUCCCGAUGAACCAAGACAGCAACCAUUCUUCCAGCACCCCACCGCCUUCCUGUGGCAAGAUCGAGAUCGAUGGCAAGCAACUCGAGGACUAUUCCUCGCUGGUUCCCAGCCUCCCGGCGAUCGUAUUGAGGGGGAUGGAAGAACAUCCGGACCACCUGGCCGUCCAGCAAUACGGAUUGCUGGUCCUGACCCGGCUGUGCCAGCAGGACCAGGAGACCUACGAGAUUGUCGUCAGCGAGGGUGGCCUGACUGCCCUACUCAACGUAGUGUCCAUGGCAACAACGCACACCUAUUCGGCCCUGGCGGACACCGGGAGCGGCAGGAAUUCCAGGGGGGCCCACACGGACUGCUGCUACAGCAGCACCAGCACCCAGAGCAUCGCGGAACGCCACGACUGCCUGGCCCAGAUGGCCUGUCAGUUCUUGCGGGACCUGUCCCGGCCCACCAAUUCCUCCAUGGACAUUCUGCGAAUCAUUGCCGUCAAGGGCGGGACACAGACCGUCCUGGGGGUUCUGGACCACUACAACAAGGAGCACAUUGGUGGCGGUCACGCCUAUCACGCCCACCACAACCGAUUCGCCGUCAACAUUAUCGACCCGGCCAUGGCCUGCCUGCGGAACCUCAUGACCAACGAGGACAACCGAUCCGAAAUCAUGACGCUCUCCAAGCAGGUCCACGCCGCCCGGCAACAGGCCGAGGAGAGCGGAAGCCCCAAACACCAGCUGCCACAGGCGAGCGGCAGCGUCGAGAUCGUGCCGAUCGUCCUCGCCACCAUGGACCUGUAUCCGCUGGACGCGGCCAUCCAGGCCUACGGGUGCGACUUGCUUGGACGGCUGACCCAGGGAGAAGAGCUGGCCAGGAUGGAGCUCAUCGAGUCAACCAUCGUGGUCCACGCCCAACAAAACGAGGGCGGCGAGAACGAGGAGAGGCGUUCUACCAACGGCCGGUCCCGGCUGUGGAAUCGGUCCACCACGGAGCAGGUCACAGGCGACGAAAGCCUGGAGCAGAGCCUCUCGUCCGAUGGCGCGGAGAUGAUCGACCUGUCGGAUAAGUUCGGGAGCAUGAUGGGAAGCAGCUCGUCGGACAGCGAUUGCCGCGCGAUGGGCGGUUCCUUCCACGGAAGUAGGACCGGGACGGUGGACUCGCUCGUGACGGUGGUUCGCGCCAUGAUGAACCACCGAAGCCAUUCCGGUGUCCAGGAGCGGUCCGUGGUUCUGCUCCUGGCCAUGGUCUUGGACCGCAGCGCCAUUGUCGCCUCGUCGAACACGUCUUCCUUCCGGGCGUCGGCGUCGCCAUCGGCGUCUUCCUACCUGAUUCAGCGCCUUCAAGAAGUAUACGAGGGGCAGCUGGAACAGAGGGACGGAACAGGCGACCACACGUCUCCGWCGUUUCUAUCCUUUCUGCAAUCCACCUCCGUGACGCCAAAGGGGGCGGAGCGAUUGAAGAAACUGAUCCAGGUCGUCGAAGACUACGACCGAAAGACCAAGCGAGCGAGUAUCUCCGUAAAUUCCAGRGGCGACGGCGGCGAGAYCAACGGCAGGGUCGGGACCUUUCUAGCCCGGCGGUGGAACAAGCUGACCGAUGGGCUGGCCCAGCGGUAGCGUGAUGKAACCAGAGAGAGAGAGAAGCAAGAGCGAGACAGUCGGUCGCCGAACGAUUAGCCGUACAUGUUGAGAGUAGCGAGAGAAGAAACGCGCAAGCGGCUGCACUGGAAACCGCUAGCGAGCAAYCGCUUUGCUCGCUCGCCUCGUGGAAAGCAACAAUUCACAUGGUGCGUGCAUAAACACAUAAUAUACAGCAUACAAUAAAUGACUAAUAAACYA
Pseudo-nitzschia multistriata is the source of this 2967-nucleotide messenger RNA. Lineage: Eukaryota; Bacillariophyta; Bacillariophyceae; Bacillariales; Bacillariaceae. The record is from the annotation of a GenBank genome assembly.